Fopius arisanus is the source of this 3350-nucleotide messenger RNA. RefSeq names its product ubiquitin carboxyl-terminal hydrolase 2. Gene Ontology annotation, cellular component: cytoplasm. Lineage: Eukaryota; Metazoa; Arthropoda; Insecta; Hymenoptera; Braconidae. Gene Ontology annotation, molecular function: cysteine-type deubiquitinase activity. The transcript is spliced from 7 exons. The record is from RefSeq and is a predicted model, not a curated record. Bases 266 to 2593 code for a protein of 775 amino acids. Gene Ontology annotation, biological process: protein deubiquitination.
AAUAAUAGUAUAGUGUGAAAAUAAAGAAUGAAUUAUCAACAAGAAAAUCGGCAACCUUGUAUUCGCGUCGGCCAUAUUGUUUGUACGCACGUUGCUGGUUGAAAAAAAAAAAAAAAACCCUCGCAAUUGCGAGUAGUUGUGUGGAGUUUACGGUGUGUGUCGGAAGGGAAAAGAGCCCCGAGUGUUUUAAAACCGAGGGGGAGCGCCCGGAGAAAGGGGAUACUGAACUGGGUGUCAACUGAUUGCACUUCACCACCUCAGUGCAAUGUCAUACCAUCGCAGUGGACAUCCAGGUGCAGUAGCAGUAUACGGUGCAAAGCCAAUGGCUACAUUAUCGCCAAAUCGAAGAUACUCCAGUACAAAUAGCACAACAACAACAUCUGGAAUUGGCAGUUCAACGACAACCACUAAAUUCAAUUCAUUUCGCGGUCCCAUGGGCACAUUGGAGUGCAACUACUCCACAACGACAACAUCGAGUUAUCGAUUACCACCGAGGAGAAUCCACUGUUCUCCACCUAGGUCAGUCUCGUCGUACAGCGACACGAGUGCAGUUGUCUCACUGUCGACAACUAGUCUCCCAAAGUACUCGUCCACAGGCAACUCAUCAGCCUCAUCAACGGUCUCAUCAACCUCGAGUACACGUGAACGUACGACAACCCCAACAUCAAAAUUAACACCGGACGAGUUCUACCAGAAAUACUCACCCACAAAUUACGUACCAAAUAUAUCAAGCAAUCGUGAGACAACACCAGUUAAUGGACACUACAAACCAUCGUACACACCGAUAUCAGCUGAGCUGUAUGGUGGUGAUGAGAGGGACUCGAUACACAGUGACAGAUGGUCAAGACAGGCAAAACGUCGUAGUACACCGCUGAGCAGCAUAUCCCUUGGUCAUGACGAUGUCGAUUGCCCCAAGAGCCACCACGAGGUAACAAAGAGCCAACAGUGCAAUGAACGUUGUGCUAUUAAUACAACAAUCGAUGAGAGUGAUAGUAAUGCUAAUAAUAACGAUAAUGGUGAGUUUAAUGUUAAUUGCAAUGGCGUGAAAAUUGAUGAUAAUCAUAAGCAAGAGGUGACGUCGUCGUCGUCGUCGUCGAGUUUGUCAUCACCAACUGACUCUGGUUGGUGUGGAUCAGAGUCACCAGUGUCUGAGAUUAAUCUAACAGCUACUAAUAAUCGUGAUAGAGCUUGGAAAGACACGACUAAUGAUAAUAAUGAGCUGUUGACUAACAAUAAUGCACAGGAGUGUUGUAAGCGUCCGAAUGGGUGCGAGGGAGAGGGAAUCGCUGUGAAUUCUUAUGGGAAGGGUGGUGAGAACGGCCUCAGGGUGACUGGAAGACCAGCUGGUAAUCAUGGGGAGGAUUCCUCAAAACCGUCCACCUCCAAGAGGAAUCAUAUUUUUGGAUGGAAUGAACCACUUGGGGAGAAUGGAGGGACCUCUACUGGCACCAGUGGACCCGUUGGGGUUCAUCAGGCAAUUUAUCGGGGCCUCGCUGAUUCUAUUGAGGAGAGCUCGACCAAACCUGCCAGGAGCAGAAUCACUGGGAGAAGGGACGAGGGAUAUGGGCUGAAUGGAUUGAGGAAUAUUGGAAAUACAUGUUUCAUGAACAGCGUCAUCCAAUGUCUGAGCAACACUCGACCUCUCCUCGAGUAUCUGCGAAACGAGCAGUACUUAAACGAUAUAAACACAACGACGUCGAGUAUGAAGGGUGCCCUGAUAAAAUCCUUUGCCCAGGUCAUACAUGAACUGUGGGAGGGCAGUGGUGAGAGGGUUGUCAAUACAACGGCACUCAAGAGCCAGAUACAGAGAUUUGCUCCGAGAUUCAUGGGCUAUGCACAGCAGGAUGCUCAAGAGUUCCUUAGGUAUUUGCUGGAAGGUCUUCAUGAGGAUGUCAAUAGAGUUACCAUCAAGCCAACGCCAAUAUUGACUGACAUACCGGAUCACUACUCGGACAGUCUAAAGGCGACAGAGAGCUGGAAACGCUAUCUUCGCAGUGAGGACAGCACGAUAGUGGACGUUUUCGUUGGACAAUUGCGUUCCUCCUUGACCUGCACCUCCUGCGAUCACGUAUCUGUGACACUCGAUCCAUUCUGGGAUCUCAGUCUACCAAUACCCGUGAGGACUGGCACUGUCAAGCUCAAUCAGUGUCUUGAGCACUUCACCAAGGCCGAGGUGAUGGAUGGCGAUGAAAAACCAACGUGUUCCAAGUGUCAGAUGAGGAGAAAGUGCACCAAAAGCUUUGGAAUUCAGAAGUUCCCAAAGAUUCUCGUCAUUCAUUUGAAGAGAUUCUCUCCCACCGAGAGAUUCCGGGCGAAAUUAAGUGUCCUGGUGGAUUUUCCCCUUACAGGCUUGGAUCUCAGUGCCUUCGCUGCCCCAGACGUACAGGGCUGCACUUACAAUCUCUAUGGUGUUGCUAAUCAUUCUGGUACUCCUUACUCUGGCCACUAUACUGCCUACUGCAAGCAUCCAUACUCAGGCGAGUGGCACGAGUACAAUGACAGUCGUGUAUCACCAGUAUCAGCUAGUUCGGUUAUAUCCAGUGAAGCCUACGUUCUAUUCUACGAGCAACAGCAGCCCAGUUCACAUUUGUAGCCAAACGCCACACAUAGUUGCAUGUAAAAACAAGGGGAAAAAAAAACAGCAAAAGGGAUAAAUUUAUGACGAAAAAAAAAUAAACGACGGUACCAGCAUUGCCUAGUGGUCUUUAUCGACUCGAUUGCCAAAUGAGUCAAUAAAAUCUGGAAGCAGAAUAAAAAUAAAGCGGAGAGAAGCAAUUCGAUACCUGGAAGCAGGCAGUAGUCAUUUUUUCAGAUAUCUCGCACGAUUAUAGUCUUUAAAUUCCAUCGCCAAAUCAUCGCGAGAAGAAAAAUUUAUGUUUGUAUUUUUCUUCCUUUUGUAUUCAUCUAAUUUUUAUCAAGUUUCAAUUCAAUAUUAUGCAAUCAUUUAUUCUCUCGUGUGACUUCACUUUAUUUUAUCGAAUGUGAAUUGAAUUUUUGUGAACAUUUUUUAAAUUAUUUGUUUGACUGAGUGAUAUCAAACGUCUUUUUUAAUUUUUCUCUUUCUGACUCGUGAGUCGUGAAAUGGAAUUUAAUUCUUGUCUCGACAUUUUUUUUUCCGAGUCUUCGGACUGGAACUGUGGAUGUGGUUCUCCUGCUCUCGAACAGAUUAAAAAUUUAUAGUGAUGGAUGCAAUGAAUCAACAGAGAUUUCAAUUGAAACCUGGUAACACAUAACUAUGGCUAUAUUAACUUUUGUAAAAUAUUUUUGUUUAAUCCAUUGAAGAGAACACAGUCAAGUUAUUUAUUUAAUUUAUGAUAUAUGGAGGAUAAACAAAAUCAGAGUUAAGGAUA